GCAGCCAAGUUAUUACCCGCAAAAGCAAACGUUUCCGUGGCUGUUCCGUUCUGGAAACCUUUGAUAUUUCUCAGUUUACAGGAAUCUGAACAAGUGGAAAUGAAAGCGGUCGUUCCCAGAAGUUAAAUUUCAGAUUUUAGCAGCGUACAUCGGCGAGGUAACCACGAUCUCUCCUAAGAUCAAGAAUUUCUUAUAUUUUCAAGUUCAAAUCGCUAAUCUUUCUCCUUAGGCACCAUGCCUUGGAAGAGAGGAAGGAGGGAGAAAGAUUCCAAAGAUUCAGACAAAACAGAACAAAGACCAUCCUUACCUAGAACACAAGGAGCUCACCCCUCUGAACAAAGGGCAGGUGCAUGUGGAACAACCGCUGAUGAAAUGCCAGAUGGCAACCUCAGGAACUUCGGACGAGCUCACAGAGGGUGGAACAGAUCAAAACCUUGGGAGAGUAAGAAUGAAGGACCGUCUAGUGGAAAAGGAGCUAAUCAAGAGAUGAUCAAAGCACAACGACCACGAAGAGUAACCCCUGUGAGAAGAGACCAAAAGCUUAGGGCACAACACUAUAUCCGUGGUAAGUUUCCUGGACAAUUUCAUUCCCUAGAGCUGAAACCACUAAAGGACAUGGAUUACACUGAAGUGGUCAGCGUCUUAAAUGAGAAUAUGGCUCAUCUCAAAUACUUUCUAAUAUCUGAAGAGGACGAGCACAACAGUGCUGAGUUCAUUAUGGAUCUCACCUGCGUAUUAGCAAAUGCUUGCAGCGCACCACCAAGUGAGAAAACAAACAAGAUUCUAUCCUCCCUUAAAGGCUCAGUCUUCUUAAGCUCCAAGAUUCCACGUUUUUUAGAUCACAUACAGGGGUCAACAACCCUUCAGGAUCAAGAAUCCCGAAAACGACUCAUUCAGUGGCUAAUCGCAGUAUUCGUGAAGUAUCUGAGACACUUGCCAAGUUCCUAUGCUGAUCUGCCCUACGAUCAGUUAAAACAAGCUUUGGAACAGUCCAACAUCGAUGGAAAAGAUGAGCUCCAAAACGAUUUGCAGGCUUUUAAGCGUGCUAGAGACGACAUAAUAAGAGCCGAGAGACAAAAGCAUGGAAAGCGCUACAUUAACAAGGCAGGGCAAAAGCCACCGAACGAUUUCAGAGACAUACCAGUUUGUCCUACCGGCAAAGAAAUCAGAACUCAAGAACGACCCUUCCUGCGGAAGAAUAUCACUAAGGGGAGGUAUGACGAUGCCGAGCACUACCUUGAUGUGCAAUUUCGACUACUCAGGGAAGAUUUCCUCGAGCCACUUAGAGAGGGUAUCCCCGAAAUUGUCCAGAAUGUACCAAAACGACAGCGCAAACAGUUAAUGAGGUAUUAUCCGGGCGCACGAAUCGUCGGCAAGACUCUAACACCCUCUGGAAUAACCUACAAAGUACAAUUUGAUACCUCCAGGUUCGAUACCAGCAAGUGGGCACGCUCAAAACGACUCAUCUUCGGCUCAUUCUUAUGUCUUUCGAAAGAUAAUUUUGAGACUAUGCUUUUCGCCACGGUAUGUAACCGAGAUCCAAAUGAGCUGAUCAUAGGGAAAAUUGACAUUUGCUUUAUAGAGGAACAAGAUGUCUUCGGGAUCGAAAACCAGAAAUGCCAAUACCAAAUGAUUGAGUCACCCGCUUACUACGAAGCUUAUCAUCAUGUUCUUAGGGGAUUGAAGGAGUUGGAUGAAGCCACUUUGCCCUUCAAGAAGUACCUCGUUGAAUGUAGUGAAGUUGUUGAUCCACCAGAGUACCUCAAACGUGAGGAUACUGAAGAACCUGUAUGUUAUGAUCUUAGUCGGGCUUUAGAUGCACCGAGAGCAGCUAACGUCUAUGCAGUGCCUGUUCUGAAGCCUGAGGCCUGGCCUUCUGUUGACCUACUUCCCCUUAACAACUCGCAACUCGAAGCCUUGAAAACAGCACUUACAACUGAAUUUUCAGUAAUUCAGGGCCCGCCGGGGACAGGGAAGACAUAUGUUGGAGCGAGAAUCGUUCGAUGUUUACUUGAGAAUCGAAAGGCCUGGCAUCCGGGAAGAACUUCACCAAUGCUCAUGGUUUGUUAUACAAAUCAUGCUUUAGAUCAGUUCCUGGAAAAGGUACUGGAAUUUCUCCCUAAAGAGAAAAUCAUUCGUGUCGGAGGAAGAUGCCAAAGUCAACAACUACUGGAAUGUAACCUGAAGUUAUUUACCCGCAAAUAUAGAAUGAAUGAAAGACGAAAUGAGAUCGAAGAAACGCGAAACGGGAAGAGUAGAGAAACGUUCCGGUUGAGGGAUUUACUCGCAAAAGCAGACACUGUGCUUUUGGGAUUUGACGACUUAGAGGAAUUGCUGAACGCAGAACAUACCGAACAACUAUAUAGUGCCAGUUUCCCCCACAGUGCUGCAAGUGAAUGUCGAACUCCAAGCAACACUUUUAAACUUUGGUUAUGCAGUAACAAGCAGAUGAACUCCUGCAACCAAAAAUCAAAGAUUGAUCACAGUCAAGGGGAAAACAGCACGGCUAUAUCAGUUUCCCAAGACAACGAGAGAGAAAAAGAUGAUAACGCACCUUAUGAAGCUAGGUUUUUGUCAACACUCGAUACCAACGAGAGAAACAGAAAUAAUCACCUCGCAAGUGAGAAAGGACCGUGGGAAGCCAUUCCCAAAGACACUCCAUCGAGUGACCCUUUUUCAGAUGCAGAUGAAUCACAAGUCCCAAAGACUUACCUCAAUGCUAAGAAAGACUUAAAGUCAGCGCAAGAAGAUUUAACUAAAACACCUCAUGACGAAACUGUACCAAAAGGUCUCUCAAGUCAACAUAAAAGCGAGUUGGCUGGAUCAGGGGCUUUUCCACUUUCUCAUAAUUUAGAGCAAAUGCCAGCCCCUGACGCACAUGAGAAAUCAGUUGAGGAAGAAAUCCCACAUAUCGAGAAUUCUCAAAUUCUGACAGAGAUAAAGAAUAAUAAUAAAGAACAUGACAAUAAAGAACAUUUUGAAGAAAUAACAGACGCGAGAGAGGAGACGAUUACAGUAGAAAAUGAGGCUGAUUUAAUUUACCAUCAAAGAUUCAUACAUGGAGAUGAAGACUUUCUUCCAGUAAUCUCGAAAAGAGCAGAUGACGAAAGAAUUCUGAGAGAAGACGUAGAAAUAAUUCGAGACCAGGAAGAGGAAUGGGAGUUAGUGAGCUACAGGAAAAAAGGAACAAUCUUUCCAUGGAAACAAAUAACAGUUAAGCACACUGAAGACAAAAUAGGAGACACUGAUUUAUCGACCACUUUGAAUGCAGACGAUACGACCCAGGCAAAGCCCUCAAAGAAAAAAAACAAGAAGAAAAAAAAGAAAAACCAAAAAAUUGUCAUCAAAGCAGACGUAAGAUCAAUAACGGAUCUGGUCAAAGUAUCUGCGAUGUCCAGCGAUGAAGCGAUUGGUGUUGAGAACAUUUGGCUGUUAUCCCCCUCAGAUCGACUUCGACUGUACCUCUUCUGGGUGGAGAGCUACCGUGAACGCUACAGCGUAGAAAUAAACAGAUGCGAACAGGAGUAUGAACAAAUUUGCCAGCAACUAGAGGCAGUCAGGUUUGAAGAAGAGGAAGAGGUGAUACGUCGAGCAACAGUUGUUGGUAUGACAACUAGCUGUGCAGCACGGUAUCACACAGUGCUGCAAAGAGUUGCCCCCAAAAUCGUUGUCAUCGAAGAGGCAGCCGAAGUAAUGGAAGCGCACAUAAUCACUUCUCUGUCACACAACACAAAGCAUACGAUUCUUAUAGGAGACCAUAAGCAACUUCGUCCAAAAGCAACAGUUUAUGAACUAGCCCAAAAAUACAAUCUGGAGAUAUCACUUUUCGAGAGAAUGGUCAUGAACAGUAUGGAUUGCAAGCGUCUGUCUAUUCAACAUCGUAUGCGUCCUGAGAUUGCAGAACUAACAAAGAGAAUCUACGAUCACGAAAUUGUUGACCACGAGUCAGUAUGUGAGUUCGAAGACAUUGCAGGUGUAGCAUGUAACCUAUUCUUUAUUGAUCAUUGUGAGUUUGAGAAACCGGAAGCUGGGCUGCAGAGUUACUCCAACCUCCACGAAGCUAGAUUUAUAGUGGCUCUCUGCCAUUACCUUCUACUUCACGGCUAUCAGCCAAGCCAAAUUACAAUUUUAACCAUGUAUACUGGUCAGUUGUUACUUCUUCAAGAAUUUAUGCCCAGAAAAACCUUUGGAGGAGUUAGGGUCUGUGUAGUAGACAACUUUCAAGGUGAGGAAAAUGACAUCAUUCUUCUGUCACUGGUGAGGAGCAACUCAGACGGUAAGAUUGGUUUCCUUGGCGACUCAAACAGAAUCUGCGUGGCACUGUCAAGAGCCCGAAAAGGAUUUUAUUGCAUUGGAAAUUUUAGCCUGUUGAAAUCCCACUGUAAGCUUUGGAAGGAGAUAUGUGAUCAUCUUCAAAAAAAGAAUGCCAUCAGUAAGUCACUGUCAAUUGUUUGUAAGGGGCACAAAAAUGAGACCAAUGUAUUUUGUGCAAGUGACUUUGACAUUUAUGGAGGUUGCAGAAUGCCCUGUGUUUACCGACUGAAAUGUGGUCAUGCCUGUGACAUACCGUGUCAUGCUUCGGACCUUCACCAUGAAAUAAGUCCAUGCAAGAAAAUUUGCCUCAUAUCAUGCCCGAACGAACACCAGUGUCAAGAAAGGUGUCAUCAUCCACGAAAAUGUUUCAAGUGCCGUAUCAUUAUGUUGAAGACAAUUCCUCGAUGUGGUCACCAGCAAAACGUCCUCUGCUAUAUUGAUGCAGAAGAGUUCUCUUGUCAAGCAAGGUGUGAGAGAAUCCUCUUGUGUGGCCAUAACUGCCAGGAAUUGUGUGGAAACAAAUGUACACGACAUUGUAUGAUUCGUUGCAUGAAAACGCUCCCUUGUGACCACGAAAAAUUGAUGCCAUGCUCUGAAGAUCCCAUUCGUUAUAGUCACUGUGAAACAAUCGUUACCAAGUCCCUUCCGUGCGGCCACCAAAAAGACCUUCCUUGCUCACAGGACCCUAAAACGGCUUUCUGCCUCGUAUCCUGUGAAAGAAGACUGGAUUGUGGACAUAGAUGUUCAUCUGUUUGCGCCCAACCCUGUCAAGAAGUUCGGUGCCAAGAGUUGUGCCUAAAGAAGUGUGAGAAGGGUCACGUUUGCCAUAAAAGGUGCCACCUCGGUAAUUCUUGUGGGAAUUGCUUUGAACUGGUCAACGAGACAAUUCCCGGGUGUGGACAUAACAUAGAGAUACCAUGUCACCUAGAUCCAGCUAGUAUUAAAUGUAAACGGCGAUGUGAAAAGCUAAGAGCCUGCGGACAUCCCUGUUUGAACACUUGCAGUGCAGAAUGUGAAAACCAGCCAUGCAAGAAAAGGGUAGAGGUUAUACUGUCCUGUGGACACAAGACGUCCUUGCUUUGCUACGUUGCCAUGGGUGGUAAAGAGAAUGUUUUGUGUAACGAGAUAGUAGAGAGAGAAUUACGCUGCAAACACAAAAAAGAGCUUCCUUGUCACAAAAAUCCCGACGAGUACGUGUGCAAAGAGAAAGUGAAAGCGGAAUUGUCGUGUGGACAUGUUAAGUCUCUUAUCUGCUACAUUGCAACCGGCAAAUUGCAAGACGUUUCCUGCAUGGUGAAGAUAGAACGAAAGUUACCCUGCGAGCACAACGCAAAGCUUCCGUGCCAUAUAAAACCUGAAGAGUAUGUUUGUGAGAAGGAAGUUGAAAUUACUCUUUCGUGUUCCCAUAAGAAACAGGUAACGUGUGCCAAAGCUAUAAAUGAAUCGCAAAACGAGUUGUGUGAUACAGUGGUUACGAGAAAACUAUCCUGUGGACACAAUAAGAAAAUGAAGUGUUCAGAUCAACCAAAAGAGGCAUUUUGUGAUGCUGCUUGUGGCCGACUUCUUCCAUGCAAACAUCCUUGUCCAGGAAAGUGUGGCGAGGACUGCUCCAGCUUCAAAUGUGCUGUCACAGUUCAAAAACCUCUACACUGCGGAUUUCAUGAAAUAAAUUGCCCAUGUGCUUACGAUGUGUCCCAAGAUGUAUGUACAGGUGAGUGCACACGGAAUCUUACUUGCGGACAUAAAUGUCCUGGGAAAUGUUCUGAAGACUGCAGUCGACACAAAUGCCAAAAGAAGAUACUCAAACCGCUCCAUUGCGCAGGUAGCCAUUCAAAGAAAAUGGCCUGUAGCGGCAACCCCAAAAGUGUAAAAUGCCAAAAGCAAUGUACAAAGACUCUGGAUUGCGGCCACCCAUGCCCUGGGCUUUGCAAUCAAGACUGUGGAAGCCUGCAAUGUAUGAGAAAAGUCGAAAAACGAUUCCCUUGCAAUCACAAAGAAACAAUUAACUGCCAUGAGAGUAAAACAGCUACCUGCACAGCACCCUGUCCGCGUCGAAAGAGUCCAUGCAAUCAUAUUUGUCAAGGCGUUUGUGGUCAAGACUGCUCCACGUUUCCGUGCGAGGUGGCUGUGGUGAAAGCUCUAUCAUGUGGACAUAGAGUAAAGAUGUCCUGUAGUCAGUCUACAGCUGAUCUAGAUUGCCCUGCUCCUUGUAAAGAAGAUUUACCCUGUGGUCACCAGUGUACAGGGACAUGUAGCGAGUGUCUCCAAAGGAGUUCGCAUGAAAUGUGCCUGCAUCCAUGUGGUCGAUUACUUGUCUGUUCACAUCGAUGUAAAGCAAAAUGCGGUGUGCCGUGUCCCCCCUGUGAUAGAAAAUGUGGUCGACGAUGCCCUCAUACUACUUGUAAAAGCCGCUGUUCGCAGCUGUGUAUGCCCUGCAAUAAACCGUGUACCUGGAUGUGUCCUCAUCACCAGUGCAACAGUCUUUGUUGGGAAGAAUGCGAGCGGCCUCGCUGUGAUGCUCCUUGCCCAAAAAAACUCUCCUGCAGCCAUCCAUGUAUUGGUUUGUGUGGAGAAAACUGUCCCACAGUCUGUCCUAUUUGUCACCCCAAAAAGCUCACUGCUUUGUUAGCUGGUGGAAGCAGUAAUAAAACGGAAUCCGCAAGAUAUCUGCAGCUGUGGGACUGUAAUCACAUUGUGGAGGUUAAAGAGAUGGACGCUUGGAUACAAAAUCACCUUGGUAAUGACAUUCAAGUCAUAAGAUGCCCGAAAUGUACAGUGGUAAUAACAUUCAGCUACCGUUACGGGAGAAUUAUCAAAAAAACACUUGCAGAUGUUGAAAGUGUAAAGAGACAAAUAGGAGUGGUCGAAGCUGAAGUAGACGAGUCAACUAGACAACUAAAGAAAGAUAUUACACAGGUUAUUCCAUGGAAAUGGAAUCCUUCAACUUUGCGAGGAAAACCUGAGUGCCUUGUUUCGUUAAAGUUUAUAUUUAGAAACCAUUUGAUGAUACUCGAGCAAGUGCAGCAUACACAGAGGGUAUUGAAAGUUCGAAGGCGUAAGGAAAGAAUGCAAGGGCAAGAAGAAAAGAAAGAGGAAAAAGGUGACCUGCCAAAAAGUAUCGAAGACGCCUUGGGAGAGAUCAAAGAAUAUCUCGAGAAACCGCAAUUGGACUUGAAAACCCUAAGUCAAGUUCAUCUACAAACAAGAAAGUUCUUCCUCUUCUCUCAUGUUUUAGAGGCUCAAAGUGAGGCUAAGCUGAGUCAAAUUCCUUUGUCCGAUAUGGGUAGGACUCGGCUGAAGUUUACUUGUGAUAGGUUUGCAUUGUUCCUCCAGGGUGAAGACCACGCUUUAGAUACUGAAUGGCUUGAGAAGAUCGUCAACGCGCUGAGAACAGAGUUGAAUCUUCCUUCACUAAAGAUCGAGGAACCACCAGACUUCGCAAAUUUUCCGGGAUAUCAAAGAGACGUUUGGAAUAUGUGUACCCAGGGUCACGUGUACUACAAGACAUGGAUUGUGCGCGGUGGCCAAGACAUUUUGGUGGGAGGGAAAGGAUGCACUAAGUGUGGGGAAGUUCACCAUGAAGACAGUUAAAAUCCGAAAAAACAAAGUUCAGCAAAACUGAAAUCAGGCUUGCCACAUCGUGCAAUGGUGAGUGACCAACCUAGCCCUGAACGAACCGAACAAAGAAAGGACGAAAAGAGUGACAGCUCGUCGACGCAAGGUCGAGAUGGAAAUGUAAGUGGUCUUCCGCUUCAACCCAUUCCUUCAGCUCACCGCAGAAUAACUGAGAAAAGCAAAGGCGAGACCUUCUCUGGUCAAAUAUGAAAGUUCAGCAUUAAAAAUGGUUUUUCGAACCAGGUGCGAUGGCACCACCGAGGCACUGACUAAUACGUAGACAAUUAUUUGCUGUUUCCAGGGUAAUAUCGGCCUAAUGCAAUAUGUCGUAAUAUUGGAUUGGAUGAUGAUUGUGUAGAUCGCAGAAAAUAACAAAAGGAUACCUUUUAACUGAGCUUUUGAACUGUGAAGCAUUACAACUAUAUUUUAAUCAGAAUUUAUUCUCGUACGAUGGGCUACGUCUACGUUUACGAACACCGAGAUCGCAGAAAAUAACAAAAGCAAAACUUUUAACUGAGCUUUUGAACUAUGAAGCAUUAAAACUGUAUUUCAAUCAGAAUUCAGUCUAGUACGAUGGGUUAUGUCUACAUUUACGAACACCGAGGCAUUCAGUAUGGCACUUACCGGCUUAUCUCUCAUGAAAAACUGUAACAGUGUUACAUGAGAGGUUCUUUAACGUAAUAGAGUCUUCACUUAAGAGAAUGGGGAGCAAACCUAGUAUAGUUUAAAGAGAACAAUGGUACUUCUAUUCAUGCUACUGAGAUCAGUAGACACCCUGGCUGUAGUCACCUUGGACCAAAUUCAAGAUCAUCAUCUGCAGAGUAAUUCUUUCAAAACUUGUUCUACCAAAGUAAGUUUUUACAAUUGGAACUCGCAGUAUUAUAAAGGUUGGUCAAUUACAUGUCACAAGUAUUCCAUCACCAUAAAUUGCAUUUACAGUAAUGGGCAGGGGCGUAACCAGUCAACAGGCUCGUAGGCCCCGGCUUACAGUUUUCCUUCCCUCCCCCUUGACUUUUAUAAUACGACUCUUGCAAAGUUUUUAACAAAAGUUUGACUUCUUUAGACAUACUUUCGAGUUCUUAAAUGACAAAGAAGCAGCAAGAAUAAAUUGCGUUAUGUGUUAAAGAAGUAGGUUUGUACGCUCUCAGAUCACUGAAAAAUACAAGUAAAAAGUGCUGGAUACGCCCCUGAUAGAGUACGUCAAAUAGACCGUGUCAGUGUAGGUUUUUCUUAAUUUAUCAAGUUUCGACGGUUAAUAUAAGUGGAAUCUGAUGACAAAGAGAAAUUUUGUUGUUGUGGCAGAAAAUCUUAUUCACAUCUUUUUGCCAAACUGUCGAGAACUUUCGAAUGACAACUAAGACACGUGAUAUGUAGAGGUUGUCAUUUAUUUUCAGUAAAGCGUUCUCCGGUGUAAGGGUCA
This is a messenger RNA of Stylophora pistillata, 9349 nucleotides long. RefSeq lists its product as uncharacterized. NCBI's taxonomy places the organism in Eukaryota, Metazoa, Cnidaria, Anthozoa, Scleractinia, Pocilloporidae. Gene Ontology annotation, molecular function: helicase activity; zinc ion binding. Gene Ontology annotation, biological process: regulatory ncRNA-mediated heterochromatin formation. Gene Ontology annotation, cellular component: nucleus; nuclear RNA-directed RNA polymerase complex. The record is from RefSeq and is a predicted model, not a curated record.